Messenger RNA from Eurytemora carolleeae, 2364 nucleotides. Its product is annotated as glycine receptor subunit alpha-1. Gene Ontology annotation, molecular function: transmembrane signaling receptor activity; neurotransmitter receptor activity; extracellular ligand-gated monoatomic ion channel activity. The transcript is spliced from 11 exons. Gene Ontology annotation, biological process: monoatomic ion transmembrane transport; chemical synaptic transmission; regulation of membrane potential. NCBI's taxonomy places the organism in Eukaryota, Metazoa, Arthropoda, Copepoda, Calanoida, Temoridae. The coding region runs from base 909 to 2093 and encodes 394 amino acids. The record is from RefSeq and is a predicted model, not a curated record. Gene Ontology annotation, cellular component: membrane; neuron projection; synapse.
UAAAUAUGACUUAAUUUUAAGAUAUUGAUUUUUUUUUAAAUACUGAAAUAUUUCUUAAAAGAAGUGAUUUAUUGAAUGCAUUUUGAUUCAAUAUAAAUAAGGAGGAUGCAUUUAAGAUUUGCAUAACCAUGAAAAUCUUCGGGAUGCUGGGUAUCAGUUCCCUAGGCUUACUACAACUUUUCCUGGGCAUUGUUAUCAAAAAAGAUUUUAGCGAAAAAAACACAAAAAAGUGUGUCAACGUUGUCAAUUAUAAAAUUGAUAAUAAAAAUGUGCGGCAAAAUCGCUAUUAUAUUCAUGUUUUAGCAGAGAGCUGUAGAUUAACUUAUCUUAAUUCUCACCCAUACUUGUUAGAAAAUUAAAUCAAAUAUUCUAAUCCAUAUAUCUUUAAGACCAUGCGGUGUAAACCUUUAAUAAUUUAAAGUUAGACUGCUUGAUCUUGCAGAAUUUAUAGUUUGAAAUAUCUAAGGUCUACCACAUUGGGAUAUUGUACAAUAACGAAAAAAAGAGAAAGUAUCAAUUUAUUUAUUUAGUUAGAAUAUUAAACAAAUAUAUAUAUAACCAGACCUCCCCCACUCCCCAGCCCUAGCUACAUCACAGUGAAAUCAUUUCAAUAAGUUGUAUAUUUCGGAAUCCAUUUGAGAAGCAGAAGCAAUCUGCAAUAAAAAGAGGAAUCUUGAACAGAAAUGUUUUCAACCUUGAACCGUAACAUGUUUACGACUAAACCUGGAUUAGAAAUUGCAAAAAUAAACUUUAACCUUAGCUAUUUAAAAGUUUGUGAGAAAGGAGAAAGAUUAUUGAACAAUUUUAUUUUAAACCUGAAAUAAAUUAAUGCUAAAAGAACUCCGACCCUAAAAAUUUGCGAAACAAAUAGUGAAAAUCCACGAAUUGAAAACAUUAAACUACAAAAAAUGGCACCGUUUCUGUUAUUGAUAAUUAAUUUAUCUUUGGCAGAAAGUGUACCAUUAGAAAGCCAGGGAGGAGAGAUAAACAAGUGGGAGGACAAAAGGUUGGAUGGUGUGCCGAAGCUCUUUAAAUCCUCUGGUUAUGACCGCAGUAGAAUGCCCCACGAUGCUGAUGGAUUGCUCAGGGUUGAAGCAGAACUGAACCUGAGGAAUAUUAUGAGGGUAGAUGAGAGGGAGAAGAUGAUUUCUUUGGAGGUUACAUUAAGGUUAUUUUGGGUUGAUAAAAGAGUUCAUCUAAAUCCAGCAAUUCCUCUUGAAAACUGUGAUACGGACGGAAGCUACGUAGUUCUGCAUCCUUCAACUGCAGAUAGUCUGUGGAUCCCGGACCUAUUUAUUGAUAUGGUAAAAGAGAUUAGAACUCCUACUAUACGCAUUCCAACAUCCUCAGUCAGACUGUAUAACAACUCUUUAAUCAGGUUUGCUAAAAGAUUUAAUUUUGAUGUUUCCUGCCAGAUGGAUUUUCAUAAGUAUCCUGUAGAUAAACAGACUUGUGUUAUACACUUCGAAUCAUUCUCACUUACUGAUAAAGAGUUGAAGUUAAGCUGGAGACCUACUGGUAAUAAUGUAAAUAAUAUAACUCUAGAUCAGUUCACCCAUAGUGUUAAUAUUAGGGAGAGCUACACAACAAAUUCAUAUCGGCAGAAGUUUGCUGGUCUUCAGUUUACAUUAUACCUCAGGAGGAAUAUAUAUUAUCAUCUAGUACAGACGUAUAUCCCGAGUUUACUGCUUGUACUACUCAGCUGGGGAUCAAUGUUUGUACAUAGUUCUGCUCCUGCUAGGGUUGGAAUAGGGAUGACAGCUCUUCUUUCCCUUAUUUCAAUGUUUGGGCAUACAAGGAGUAUGGUUCCCCACACAUGUUAUGUAUCCUACCUGGACGGAUGGAUGCUCUUCUGUAUAGUCCUUGUCUUCCUUUGCAUCAUGGAGUACAUCAUUAAUCUUUGUAUUCUAGCAACAUAUUAUACUAGGAUAGCAGAUAGAGUUAGCUGGUGGACUAGGUGUGUUGGUGCUCCAGUAAUCCUUGUAGUUUUCAACCUGGUGUACUGGCUUCUGCUUAUAGAACAUCAUUUAACAGAACAUCAUGUUGAACAAACCUUUCAAAGACACACUCCUGUUAACUGUACAGUAGAUUAGACUGUACAGUAAAUUAGACUGUACAGUAGGUUAGACUGUACAGUAAAUUAGACUGUACAGUAGGUUAGACUGUACAGUAGGUUAGACUGUACAGUAAAUUAGACUGUACAGUAGGUUAGACUGUACAGUAAAUUAGACUGUACAGUAGGUUAGACUGUACAGUAAAUGUUUUUAACAAAAGCCCACUUAUUAUGACAUAGUUAUAGAUUUGUAUGUUUUUGUUAUCGUUUACUGAUAAAUUCAAAUGUAAUAAAGUAAUAUUAUCAAUUCA